This is a messenger RNA of Sebastes umbrosus (honeycomb rockfish), 1999 nucleotides long. It is a transcript of the gene shbg, whose product is annotated as sex hormone-binding globulin. The transcript has 8 exons. Gene Ontology annotation, molecular function: steroid binding. The coding region runs from base 576 to 1745 and encodes 389 amino acids. NCBI's taxonomy places the organism in Eukaryota, Metazoa, Chordata, Actinopteri, Perciformes, Sebastidae. The record is from RefSeq and is a predicted model, not a curated record.
CUCUCCCGGGCUGCAGCGUCCACUCAACAUGAAUCACCACACAGGCAGGAGAUUUACAGACUGAAGGAAAUGCACACUCUAUUAAAAAUGUUCUUUGCUGAAUUAUUUCUAAUAUUAUAACAGACAAUAACAUGACUUUUAAAAAAAAAAAAAAAAUGAUUUAAGGUUAAAGGAACACAUACACAUACUUGUAAAGGGACAUACAGACAGCACCAACAACAUAUAUAAACAAAAACAUAAAAAAAAGAAAAGAAAAAAACUUUUUUUUCUGCCAGUCACGCUACACUUUCUGUCCUCUGACCUCUGUUUACCUGCUGCCCACUCCGUGUCUUUUGUCCCCAUUUAGCCGGAAAGGACUCCCACCUGGGGAUCGAUAACCUGCACAAACCAUGGCAUAUUUGCCGUCUGGAGAGUGUGCCAGCACACACCGCCACUUCAAACACUGUUGCCGAGAAAGACUCUGCUCCUCGUCCCACCGCCGACACCUCAGGGUAUAGCUUGGAGUCAGCAGACCACCCAAGGGGCUUUUGGAGACUUGCACACUGGGAGGCCUGGGUGGGUGAAUGCAUUGAAGGAUGGCCGUGUUUUGGAAAGCAAUGGCAGGUGGACUGCUGCUCUCUCUGAGCCUCACUCUGCUGGGGUGGAGAGUUGAGGGACAGGGGAACGGACGGGGUAAGAAAGAAGUAUCAGGCGGUGCUACGGUCUACCUUGGCCAGGACAGAGACAUCUGGAGGCCACUGAUCCACACAACAGUAAACCUCAGUGAGAUCAGCAGUAUCAAGUCAUCCUUUCAGUUUCGGACGUUUGACCCAGAAGGUGCCGUUUUCUACGGGGACACCAAAAACGGGAACGACUGGUUUGUUUUGUCCCUGAAAGACGGCAUCCCCCUGAUGCAGAUCAGCAGAGAAGACAUCCUCGUCAGCGUGGCAGGCGGCCCCAAGCUCAAUGACGGACAAUGGCACACACUGGAGGUGAGCAACCAAGAGAUGUUUGUGAUUCUAGAGGUGGACGGCUCCAGCGGGCUGGUGGUGGGCAUGCAGUCCAAACAGACACAGGAGGUGCUAUCGGGUGAACUCCGACUGGCCGUUGGCGGGAUCCUGAUCGACAAGGACAAGAUGAUUGUUCCGUUUCAGCCGCAGAUGGACGGCUGUGUGCGGGAAGGCAACUGGCUAAACCUCAGCAUGCCCUGGGAGGCAGAGGCGGAGGAGCUCUGGCCCUGCUAUCAAAACGUCCAACCUGGCAGCUACUUCCCUGGCACUGGAUUUGCCAUUUUCAACACCUCAGUUUUCCACCUUGAUGCCGAUGAUGGGGUCAAGGUUGAAUUGUGGGGAGAUUUCAGUAAAAUGGAUGGGACCAUUUUGAGCAUCAAGGCUCCUGGGCAAGAUCUGAUGUUCGCUUUAGUGGCCAAUAAUAACACAAAGGAGGUCACACUCAUUUUCGGCGAAGAAAAAAUCAGUUUGAAAGAGACUUUCAAGAGACUGGUGAUAACCUUUCAGACAGAUUUACUGAAAGUGCUUAAAGAUGAAGAUAAAUCGAAGACCACGUUAUCUAUCAACCUUCGUUGUUUGACCACAUGGAGAGGGGGUCGUCUUGCCGUCGGAGGUCUCCUAGGUGAGAGUGAGGAUGACGUUGGCUCCCAGUUUUUGACAGGCUGUCUUGAGAAGGUCCAGGUCCAAGGGAAGGAUUUGGACCUGGAUUUAGCAGUCAAACACAUGUCAAUCUCAUCUCACAGCUGCCCUGCAUAGACCAUGAAAGUAUGCAUGUUCAAAAUGUGGAGUCAAGGGGGUUUCCAAAUGACAUAAAAAAAUAUAUGCAAGGUGUGUAAAGUGAAAAAUUGUCUGCUAAUAGUCAUUCUGUAUUUUAAUGUGGUAUUUGAACCUAAUUAACCUCUAAAAUGUGGAGAAUUUACAAUAAAAUUUUAAUAUGUUGUUCAAUAGACUAAUCUGAGAAAUGUGACCUUGCUACAGUCUGUUUCUAAAUAAAAUAUGAUUCUCUUUAA